GUUUCAAGACAGUAGGAUUCUCAUUCAGCCUUUCCCCUUUGAUUCUCACGUCUCCUUUUUUUAAAUUUUUUUUUAAUAGAAGUCAGCUAUGAGAAACCACACGACAGUAACAACCUUUAUUCUUCUAGGACUGACUGACGAUCCACAAUUACAGGUGGUUAUUUUUCUUCUCCUUUUUGUUACUUACAUGCUGAGUGUUGCUGGAAAUCUAACCAUCAUCACCCUUACCUUGCUAGAUUCACACCUCAGGAUGCCCAUGUAUUUCUUUCUUCGAAAUUUCUCAUUUUUAGAAAUCUCAUUCACGACUGUCUGCAUCCCCAAAUUUCUUGUCAGUAUGGCAACAGGCGAUAAGACCAUUUCUUACAACAAUUGUGCAGCACAGCUAUUUUUCACUAUUCUCUUGGGUGCAACCGAGUUUUUCCUCCUGGCCGCCAUGUCCUAUGACCGCUACGUGGCCAUCUGCAAACCUCUGCAUUACACGGCCAUCAUGAGUGGCAGAGUCUGCCACUUUUUAAUCUUUGCUUCAUGGUUGGCUGGUUUCAUAAUAAUUUUUCCACCGCUCCUUGUGGGCCUCCAGCUUGACUUUUGUGCAGCCAACACUGUGGAUCAUUUUUUUUGCGAUGUAUCUCCUAUAUUACAGCUCUCUUGCACAGACACAGAUAAAGUAGAAUUAAUGAUGCUUUUCUCAGCCAUUUUGACACUCCUGGUUACUCUGGUGUUAGUGAUUCUCUCCUACACAAACAUCAUCAUGACUAUUCUGAAAAUACCUUCUUCUCAAAAGAGGAAGAAAGCCUUUUCUACGUGUUCUUCUCACAUGGUGGUUGUGUCCAUUUCUUAUGGCAGCUGCAUCUUCAUGUAUGUGAAACCCUCUGCAAAGGAAAGAGUGUCUUUAAAUAAAGGGAUAGCUCUGCUUAGUACUUCUGUGGCCCCCAUGUUGAAUCCUUUCAUAUAUACACUGAGAAACAGACAAGUGAAAGAUGCUUUUAAGCACAUGAUCAAAAAGAUGGACGUUUUCUCAGUGAAGCAGUGA
Messenger RNA from Phacochoerus africanus (Common warthog), 1030 nucleotides. RefSeq names its product olfactory receptor 6C74. The record is from RefSeq and is a predicted model, not a curated record. The transcript has a single exon. Gene Ontology annotation, biological process: G protein-coupled receptor signaling pathway. Bases 89 to 1030 code for a protein of 313 amino acids. Gene Ontology annotation, molecular function: G protein-coupled receptor activity; olfactory receptor activity. Gene Ontology annotation, cellular component: membrane. Lineage: Eukaryota; Metazoa; Chordata; Mammalia; Artiodactyla; Suidae.